This is a messenger RNA of Pseudomyrmex gracilis, 2849 nucleotides long. RefSeq names its product GATA zinc finger domain-containing protein 3. The record is from RefSeq and is a predicted model, not a curated record. The transcript has 4 exons. NCBI's taxonomy places the organism in Eukaryota, Metazoa, Arthropoda, Insecta, Hymenoptera, Formicidae. The coding region runs from base 310 to 2817 and encodes 835 amino acids.
ACGUCGAAACGACGAGAAACGACAGGUGACGGACUACGGGAGACGAGGAGAGACGUUUCUAAGGCUUUUUUCAGCAAUUAAAAAAUGUUGGACAUUUUAUCGCUCGUCUCGCGAAAUUUUUCCUGAACGCGUAUUAUUAUCGUCGCGUUUUUUAAUCGCGUGCACAUUUUUUUUCGUAUUUCACCGUCCGUGAACGUCGAGGAAAGAAAUUGGGGGUUAUGAGGCACCAACGGCACUGUCGUAGUGGUCGCGCCAUCGGACGAUAUUUUUGCAUUAUUCCCGAAAUCAUUUCCAGAGGAUUGCUUAACCAUGGCGGAGACGUGCAAGGAAUGUGGCUGUAAGUGCGGAACUUGCAACCAAGACAGUCAGCAGCAGUGUGACAUGCAUUUGCAUGUGGAGAUAGAGAACUUGCGUCAGCGUCUUCUCGAGAGAGAUAAUCAUAUUGUAACUAUGGAAACGCAAUUCUUAAACGAGGCUGAUAAGUUUCCAAAUGGAGAACUUGCUUCUAUGAAAGAGGAAUUAUUAAUAUGGCAGGAAAAAUAUUCGCGUCUGCACGAGGCGCACAAGAGGAUUCAAAAAGUCAAUCAAAAUCUGGAAGAUAAAUUGCUACGAAUUGUAGACAAAUGUGAGACAGAAAAAGGUGCCUUUACAAAGGACAUAGCAACUCUGUCUCACAGAUUGGCAGAUGCUAAUUACACAAUUCAUCGGUUAACACAAGAUAAUGAAAAAUAUAGAAAUGAUGUUAAUUUGGCUAUCCAAUUGCUGCAGUGCAAACCUUCGAAUUUUGUUGGUCAAAAAUAUGACUCGCUGCCUUCUGAGAUGCAAGCUAAAGUGCGAACGUACGUUGCGCAGAAGCGAUGCUCCGCGCAAGAUGCAACGCAACAGGACAUGAAGAGCAUCACUGUGCCGAUAUCUACGUUUCCGCCAACGGCAAUGGUGUACAAUAUCACGAAGCCGACAGUGGAUAAGCAUAGCGAUGACGAUAGCGACGACGAGAAACCGGCAAUGGAUGUCGUAUCGGCAGCCAUUAUGGCAAAAGUGUUGGAGGAUCGCGAGAAGGAGAGAAUUUUUGCCAAACACUGCGACACGUGCACGUGUCACAGGAGUAUCCUUAUGGUGGAUGCUGAAACGCAAACAUGCGUACCCAACGCGCCUUCCUUCUCUCAGGGACAUACGUACAAUAUUGACAAGCAGACAUUGGAAAAUAUAUUGAACAAUGAGAUCCAUCAAAGCAAAGACAAACUCCAACCGAGCCUCGCAACGCACGCGGUCUUUUAUGAAAUCAACGAGAACAGCGAUAAAGUUUGCCGUCAGAUGAACGGCGACUGUUCCAAGUAUGCCUCGCAGCCUAUCAAGGACAAGUUCGUCAGCAGGAGCGGCAGAAAUACGCAAGACAGUACGACGGAGGAUAACUGUGCAACUUCAAAGACCAGCUUGAACAAAAAGAAUUCGUCCCACGACAGCAAGCGUUCGCCAUCGUUCUCGAAAUUAAAUGAUCUCAAUAGAAUAAACAACGAUAAGGCGUCCAAGAAUCAGCUCAGGGCGAAUAACAAUAAAAACUGCGAUUCUUCAGAUAAUAGAUUCGCUACGAGAUGUUGGAACAAGAGUGAUAAAAGUUCCUUUGUCGGUUCGAUUUCAGGUUCUGACAACCGACUUUCCGACAAAGAACAAACGCACAUUGAUAUAAUUAACGAUAGGUUAUGGAAAAACGAGUGGACAAAAAUGAGAUCGGAGACAAUUGUCAUGAGAGAGAAUAAAUGUAAAACGAAUCGCAAUAUUGAGAUUGACAUUAUCAAUGAUCGUGAUUGGAAGAACGACAGAUUGACAGCGCGGAACUCAACGCAGUUCACUCUAAUCGAGGUCAAAAGUACGGACAACAGCGCAGCGAAUCACAACGACGGCAGUCAGACAGAAGCGACCAGUCCGAGCUUCAGCAGCGACAGCAUGGUCAUCUCUAGCUCCGAUCCGUCCAGCAGUUGUAGCGACGUCGCACAAUCUCUGACCGGCGGCGCCUUCAACUCUAGCGCCAAAUCCAACUCGAAUCAGAUUCGCGUGACCGGUCCGCGAAAUUGCCUGAUGCGCGUUACUCCUGGCUCGAAGAACAUCCUGCUGGACAACGCCGGGCAUUAUAAGGCUGUGGUGUACAGUAACGGUAGCAGCGGCAAAGCCAAUACCGCUUUGGUUCACGCAAAGAAAGGAUCUCGGGCAGGAUCUGAGCGAUCAAUAUCCACCAGCAGUGAAGACAAUUUGCCACUGGUGCUGUUGCAGGACAACCACUUGCAACGUGUGGCCGAGUGGGUGCAAUCGUCAAUGUACGUGGACGAUCUCACGCAAUUCAAUAGCAAUAAGAUCAAGUGUACGGAGAACAUCACGAACGACAAUUCAUCGUCAGUAUAUCCGAUCGAUCCUUCGACGAAGUCUUCGGAACAGGAUAUUCUGAUUCGCAACUUUCGAGACGCGUCGAAUAACUCAUCGAAGAACGCUGAGGAAUGCAGCAAAAACUGUGUAAAUAACAAGCUCAGCAAUAUUAAUUCUUUGCCAGAUUGUACGGAACACGACGAGAGCGAGAAUCUCAUAAUGUUUGAGGUGUCGGAAAAGCAAUUGUCAAAAGAUUCUCGCAAGAAGGAUCUAGAUUACGAGGUAAAGAUCACAAAGGAGAUGGAGGAGACGUAUCUGAAAUUGGCAGCGAGUUUGGAUCCCGUUGCAUUGAGUCUGUCGAGCAGCACCAGCGAUGCCGAAUUAACGAUUGAGAAAUACAGAAAAGAUAAAAGGCUUCACGUACAGAGAAUCCAAGACAAGGCGGGAUCAAAAACUUAAUCCUGUAUCUCGCGAAUUCUUAAAAAAAAAAA